AUGGAAUACCUUUCUUUGUGCAUACAAGACUGGGCACAAGACGCCAGUAUACUCAGGAGUUAUCCUCAAAUUCCGAAGGUAUGCAAGACAGACCAUGAACUGGCUUUGCCUCACCGAGAUUUGACAGUAAGGUUUGCGGCGCUUCACAGGACGAUCCCAUUGCCGCCUCAAUCCGAGUCGAAGCUCGAGGCACACCACUAUCAUCGAUCUUCGUCCAGCAGCCGCUCUGCAAAGACUCCGCCAAUGAAUCCAUCACGGAUAUUCCGACCUCGAAUAUCGAGCGCCUCACGCAGCGAUGUACGCUGGACAGCAGGGCGCCGCACGUCAUAUCUUCUAGAUGGAUCCGGAGCAUCUACAACGUCGGAACCGGCUUUUACCAGGUGAUGGUCGAGAUGUGUCGUCCCAAGCAAGUGUCCCAAAUGUUCCGUUGGACUCUGAACGAGGGCUAA
Ceraceosorus bombacis is the source of this 449-nucleotide messenger RNA. NCBI's taxonomy places the organism in Eukaryota, Fungi, Basidiomycota, Exobasidiomycetes, Ceraceosorales, Ceraceosoraceae. The record is from the annotation of a GenBank genome assembly.